AUGGGAACAGAGAGGCCUCAAACUCAGCUCACAUCAACACAGCCAAGUCACAGGCUGCAUGGUGAGCCGCACAUAAAACAGACUAAUGAGGAAGAUGGCUAUGAUUGCUCUGGUCAUGGUUUACUCAGCAUACCCGAUGACCUUCCUAACUCCACCAAGACUUUGGAUUUCAGCUUUAACCAUCUUCCAGCCAUUUACAACACCACCUUUGUUAGGCUAAAGGACCUAAUCUUAUUGGAUCUAACCAGAUGCAACAUAAACUGGAUAUUCGAGAAUGUGUUGGACCACCAAACAGACCUAGAAACUCUUAUCUUAAUAGGUAACCAGUUACAGUUUGUGGCGGAUUAUGCUUUUGCAGGACCUCAGUCCCUGAAACAUAUUAGUUUAAUUCAGACGUCAUUGACGGACAUGAAAUUCCUCCCUCGCAUGAAUCUCAAUUCUAUAGAGACACUGGACCUUGGUGACAAUGAUAUCGACUCCUUACUUGACUUAAACCUGUUCAACUGGCAAACAAUUAGGACACUAAACCUUGCAAUGAAUUCCAUCCAGAAUUUAUCAGCUGCCGAUAUGGGCAUACUAAAAACUAGCAGUCUGCUUGACAUCAGCUUUAAAGGCAACAACAUAGUCUUUAUUGAACCAAAGGCAUUUGAAUCCUGUCAAUUCAACAGCCUGGAUUUCAGUGACUGUUUCAGCAAAGGGGAUAUUUCUGUAAUCUUAGAUGGACUGACAGGAGUUCUGACCAACAUUCUCUCCUUAAGGGCUUAUGAGGACAGCCCAUCUGCAAUCAUACGUGCUGAAUCCCUUCAUGCUUUCUGUAACAUUACUGUGAAAGAACUGAGAUUCCAACUACAGCACUUCCAUGAUCUGACCGAUGACACCCCAUUUGAGUGCCUAAAGGGCCUUCAGAAGCUGGACCUCACCAGGUCUCAUCUUAACUCGCUGCCAGCCUCCAUUGCCAAGAUGACAUCUCUUACCCACCUCAUCCUGAACGAGAAUAGCUUCAAGGACCUUUGUCAGACCAACGCUGCUUCUCUGUCCAAGCUGACGGUCCUGUCUGUGAGAGGGAACCAGCUAAAACCCGGGAUGGACUUUAAAGAGAGCUGCCUGAGGAAUGCCACCAAGCUUAAGCAUUUGGAUCUGAGUCAGAGCAGGCUGCUAACAGGUGGUGUUCAGUGCUGCGAAGUCCAGCUAGCCGGUCUAGGUCAGCUCCGUAAGCUUAACAUCAGCUACAACUUUCCAGCGUCUUCCAUGAAGUGGGCUGACCUGCCAUUUAAUGCAACAUCGAAGUUGACACAAUUGGACUGCAGCAAUUUGAAAGUAACCCGCAUUCCCCAGGCUGCAGCAGAAGGUCCUCUCCGUAACUUAGGUCAGCUGCAAUUAUUAAAUAUAUCAUGGGACUUCAGUACUCUUAGCACCCAGGAUAACCUUUUGGAAGGUCUGAAAAGCUUAGAGCAACUAAAUUUGAAGGACAGUUCAUUUAAAGACAAUGUUGUUUCUAACAGAGAGAUAUUCAUGCAUACUCCUCUUCUACAAAGCCUGGUCUUGGCUAAGUGCAGCAUUGUAGCUGUGGAAAAUAACGUAUUUUCCUACCUCACCAAUCUCAAGGAUGUAGAUCUUAGUGGUAAUAAACUAGUAGUAGUCAAUAUGAAGGCAUUUCACUCACUAAAUAUUGUCCUGCUCAAUUUUGCCCGAAAUCUCAUCGAAAUUGUUGACAUACACACUGUCAAAAGCUUUGGAGAAAAGAGCAGAAUUGAUAUUAGUGACAACCCUUUGGCAUGCAACUGCUCCAACAUUCAAUUAAUUGGUUGGAUACAGAGUAACGCCAAUAAAGUGAUUAACAUAGACAUGACAAAAUGCAUUGGUUUUAAUGAAAGGUUAUCCAAUGUGCAUUUGAAAUGUGGCGUUUCCACAGGCAUGUUAGCAUUUGCACUUGUCGUUAUGUCAAUGACAAUCAUAGCAAUUGCAUUUUUCAUCAAGAAAAAACUAAAAUACUGUGGAUAUCAACAGAUUGAUUUGAAUGUAGUCCCAUGUAGAUGGUUAAAUGAAUAA
Molecule: messenger RNA, 2049 nt
Organism: Esox lucius (northern pike)
Lineage: Eukaryota; Metazoa; Chordata; Actinopteri; Esociformes; Esocidae
Gene: cd180
Product: CD180 molecule
Exons: 3
Coding region: 1-2049 (682 amino acids)
Molecular function (GO): protein binding
Source: RefSeq, a predicted model, not a curated record